Molecule: messenger RNA, 1527 nt
Organism: Xylona heveae TC161
Lineage: Eukaryota; Fungi; Ascomycota; Xylonomycetes; Xylonales; Xylonaceae
Product: putative WSC domain protein
Exons: 4
Coding region: 1-1527 (508 amino acids)
Source: RefSeq, a predicted model, not a curated record
AUGUUCAGUGCCCUGACCCUUGGUCUAGCAGCCUCGUUGGCAAGUCCAGCCAUGGCCUUUUGGCGUAUGCCUUGCCCUGGCAACCUUAUCCACGAGCGUGCAGACCCCAUUGUCUCGCCAGGCCAAAUUUCUGGCCACGUCCACACCAUUAUGGGUGGCAACGGAUUCGGUUUCGACAUGACCUACCAGCAGGCGCGGAACUCGCAAUGCUCCUCUUGCCCCAUCACCAAGGACAUGUCCAACUACUGGGUGCCCACUUUGUACUACCAUGCCCAAAAUGGUAGCUUCAUCAGUGUUCCUCAGGUUGGCGGUGCCACUGUCUACUAUGAACAGCGUGGUGGACCGAACAACGACCAAUUGUUGGCCUUCCCUGAGGGCUUCCGCAUGCUUGCCGGCAAUCCUUUCCUGCACACUUACAACGACACUUUUGAGCAACAGGCGGUCAGCUAUGCGUGCUUGAACUAUAACGGUCCCGCAACCGCUGAGACUCACGCAUUUCCCAACAACAACUGCCCGGACGGUCUCCGUGCUCAGGUUUACUUCCCCUCGUGCUGGGAUGGUGUGAACCUUGACUCGCCUGAUCACAAGUCGCAUGUCGCGUACCCCGAGAGUGUUGCGUACAACGAUGGCCCUUGCCCGGCCUCGCACCCUAAGCACCUCAUCUCUCUGUUCUACGAAGUCAUCUGGGAUGUGAACCAAUUUGCCAACGACUGGUACGGCGAUGAGCAGCCUUUUGUCUGGUCUAGCGGUGAUGCCACUGGCUAUGGCUACCACGGUGACUUUGUUAAUGGAUGGGACGUUCCCACCCUCCAGAAUGCAGUGGACACUUGCCUUGCCGACUCAGGUGCUUUGACCGACUGCCCUGUUUUCGAGCUCUACGAUGACUCCUUCUGCCAGAGCUGCAAGAUCCCUCCCUCCGUUGACGAACAGGUUGAUGGUGUGCUCGAGUUCCUUCCUGGAUGCAACGCUUAUAACGAUGGCAAGACCGUGGGCUCAACACAGGGAUGCGUCAACAAUGCUAAGAUUGGUCAGCCCGAGACUUUCUACACUGACCUCACCCACUCCAUGGGCUGGGAGUACGCUGGAUGUGCUAGCGAUAACUACUUCACGCGCACCUUGAACGGCUACUCAUUCUCCGACGAUGCGAUGACCGUUGAGAAGUGUGUCCAGGGCUGUUCUGCCAAGGGCUACACCUAUGCCGGCACAGAGUAUGCUAGCCAAUGCUACUGCGACAACAGCGUUCUUUCAGGCCGAGCUCCUAUUCCCGGCGUCAUGGGACAAUGCACCAUGAAGUGCAAUGGUGACGAUGGCGAGUACUGCGGUGGAAGCGGUGCUCUCUCUCUCUACCAGAAAUGUGGCGGCUCCUGCCAGAAUGCACAAUAUGGUGUGGUCGGUAACUCAACCUCGACUACUUCUGCCACCUCCUCCGGCACCUCCUCCGUUCCAUUGUCCACUGGCACCACCGGAGCAACCUCCCGUCGCGCUGUCCACCGCCGUGCCCGUCACGGUAACCGCUGGGACAUGUAA